Fraxinus pennsylvanica is the source of this 1188-nucleotide messenger RNA. The record is from the annotation of a GenBank genome assembly. Lineage: Eukaryota; Viridiplantae; Streptophyta; Magnoliopsida; Lamiales; Oleaceae.
AUGGCCGGCGGAGGAGGAAACCCGCCACCAGAGAUUCAUGUAAGAGUCCACUCCCGGCGGGGCUUCAACAUGAUUCAUCCAGUGGAGAUUGAAUCGCCACCACCCACCGUCGCCGGAGCCGCUCCUGCUGCUAACGAAAGUCCAAACGCCGCUAUGUAUAGAGAAGUAAAGCAUUUUAAGAAAUGGUUCCCUUGGUUGGUACCUUCGUUUGUUUUGGCUAAUGUAGUGAUGUUUAUUAUCACUAUGUCGGUUAAUAAUUGCCCAAAAAAUUCUGUUUCUUGUGUCGCUGGUUUUUUGGGGAGGUUCUCAUUUCAGCCUUUCAAAGAAAAUCCCCUCCUCGGUCCAUCUUCUACUGCGUUAGAGAAGAUGGGUGCUUUAGACGUGGGUAAAGUGGUCCACAAACACCAAGGAUGGCGCCUUAUAACUUGUAUGUGGUUGCAUGGUGGAGUUUUUCACUUGCUGGCGAACAUGUUGAGUCUGUUAGUCAUUGGCAUUCGGCUUGAGCAGGAGUUUGGAUUUGUACGCAUUGGGUUGCUUUAUCUCAUUUCUGGACUUGGUGGGAGUUUGUUAUCUGCCCUCUUUAUUCAGUCAAAUAUAUCCGUCGGUGCUUCCGGUGCACUUUUUGGUUUACUCGGGGGAAUGCUUUCAGAACUCAUAACUAAUUGGACUAUAUAUGCCAACAAGGUAGCAGCAAUGGUGACCCUUGUGAUAAUUAUUGCUAUCAAUCUAUCAGUAGGCAUCCUACCACACGUGGACAACUUUGCUCAUCUCGGAGGAUUUUUAUCUGGUUUUCUUCUCGGGUUUGUAUUUCUAAUCCGCCCGCAGUUUGGAUGGGUUUACCAGCGAUAUGCUCCUGGAUAUUCUUUGACAUCAGCUAAACCUAAAUUUAAGACAUAUCAGUGCAUAUUGUGGAUCCUCUCGUUGAUCCUUCUGAUUGUAGGGUUCACUGUUGGCCUGGUUAUGCUUCUCCAUGGAGUUGAUUUGAAUGAUCACUGUUCGUGGUGUCAUUAUCUGAGUUGCGUACCUACUAAAAGGUGGAGCUGCAACACGCAGCCCGCCUCUUGUCAGUCUGUGCAAACGGGGAACCAAUAUACGCUAACAUGCUCGAGUAAUGGGAAAAGCAAGACGUAUUCCUUGCUAAAUCCGACUGCAAGGCAGAUUCAGGGGCUAUGUGCACAGCUCUGUUGA